Messenger RNA from Rosa chinensis, 2643 nucleotides. Its product is annotated as serine/threonine-protein kinase-like protein CCR4. NCBI's taxonomy places the organism in Eukaryota, Viridiplantae, Streptophyta, Magnoliopsida, Rosales, Rosaceae. The transcript has a single exon. Gene Ontology annotation, molecular function: ATP binding; protein serine/threonine kinase activity. Gene Ontology annotation, biological process: protein phosphorylation. The coding region runs from base 94 to 2391 and encodes 765 amino acids. The record is from RefSeq and is a predicted model, not a curated record.
CUCAAAUCCAUGUCCUCCUCCUCUCUUCCAAUAACGUUCUCAUCCCACCAUGAAAUUUUCUGAACCACUCGCCAAUCCAUUCUCUUCGUUUCUAUGGCUUCCUUGAUCUUCAGCUUCAUCUUGUUCUUGUCUUCUUGCCUCAUCCCUAUUCAUUCACUCUCCACAGUAUCGAUCUCUGAAACUUCCAAUAAUCAGACACUAAUUUGUUCUCUGACCCAGCAACAAUCUUUCCUCAACUGUACUAGUUUUCCGAGUGGGAUUAGAAUUCCUGUGAGCACAGACACUUCAUUUACUGGCUUGGUUGGUGGGUAUGGCUUUUUAUGUGCUUUGCGGUCGGGGUCCUCAUCUUCUUCAUCAGUCAUGACUUGCUGGAGGUUCUCUGCCAAUGGGAAUAACAUGUCCACUAAGCGAAUUUAUACCGGUCCGGCCCUCAAGGAACUCAGAGCAGGAAACUCCAGUGUUUGCGGCCUAGUUGAUGGGACUAAUCGCCUCCAAUGCUGGCAGUGGCAUGGGUUCAAUUCAAAUACAAGUCACAGCAACUUCUCGAAGAGCAUCGCAGUGGGAGACAAAUUUGUCUGCGGAGUUUCAGAAAUCGGAGAGGUAACUUGCACUGGAAGUAAUACCAAAGUGAUUGAUACAAAGCAUAUAAGGGGUAAUUACAGUCAUGUAAGUGCAGGGACUAAUUAUGCUUGUGCAAUCUCAUGGAGUAAUGGUAGUUUGGAUUGUUGGGGAGAAAUGAAGGGUGACAAACCACAAGGGAAGUUUACUUCCCUGGCCUUGGGCGACAACCGAAGCUGUGGCCUGAGGCCUAAUGGAACAGUUGUUUGUUGGGGGGAAGAUGGCUUCAGUUUGCCUCAAAGUUUAAGAGAGACUUCCUUCACCUCAAUCGAAGCAAAAAGCAGCGUUUUCUGCGGGGUCUUGUCGAAGAAUUUUUCCUUGUAUUGCUGGGGAAACCAAGUGUUUGAUACCCAAGACAAUUUCUUGGUCUUCAGUGCUGUGAAGCCAGGGCCAUGUAGAAGAGACUGCCCAUUGCAUAGCUCUCUAUUACCAGGCUAUGGCAACUUUUGUGAACAAGGAUAUGUAGUUUGUCAACCUUGUGAGUGGACAACUAUAGUAGUUCAAUCAGUGCCGGGGCCAACACCGCAACCACCGAGGGAGUCUAAGUGGAGCAAGAAAAUGGUUGCUUUUCUUGUAGUGGGUUGUGUUGGGUCCUCAGCUUUCUUGUUGGUUUGUGGCUACUUUGUGUUCAAGAAUUGCCAAAUUAGAGGUUCCAGAAUCCAUGACUCGGGUCGAUUGGAUGAUAUCGAGAGCCAAGCUAAUCAGCCUGGUUCAGGGCAACUCCAAAGCCAACGAGCUCAACAACCACCAGUGUUGGAGAAGCGGCUAAGCCACUUGAUUAGCCUGGGAGCCAAUGGAGGUUCAUUGGAGGAAUUUUCGUUGCCAGUGCUACUAGAGGCCACCAACAACUUCUCAGAAGAACACAAGAUUGGGACAGGCAGCUAUGGCUCAGUCUACUAUGCCACAUUAGAUGAUGGCAACCGUGAAGUGGCCAUCAAGCGUGCCGAAUCAUCAGCGUCCUCAUCAUCUGUUGGCGGGCACACUAGGCGCCAAGAGGACAAUGACAGUGCAUUUGUGAAUGAGCUUGAGUCUCUAUCACGCCUACACCACAAGAAUCUAGUUCGAUUGUUGGGGUUUUACGAAGACGCAAAAGAGAGAAUAUUGGUGUAUGAGUACAUGAACAAUGGUUCCCUUCACGACCAUCUCCACAAGAUCACAAUUUCCCCUCUAAUGUCAUGGUCCGCACGCAUUCAAGUGGCACUUGACGCGGCCAGAGGCAUCGAAUACCUCCACAUGUACGCAGUCCCGCCAAUCAUACACCGCGACAUCAAGUCAUCCAACAUAUUGUUGGACGACAAGUGGAGAGCCAAGGUGUCUGAUUUUGGCCUAUCUUUGAUGGGUCCCGGGGAAGACGAGUGCUACUUGCCGCAGCGUGCGGCUGGCACAUUUGGUUACAUGGACCCUGAGUAUUAUAGGCUGCAACAACUGACCACGAAAAGUGACGUGUACAGUUUCGGGGUAGUGUUGCUCGAGUUGCUGUCGGGGUAUAGCGCGAUUCAUAAAAAUGAGAACGGGGUGCCAAGAAAUGUGGUGGAUUUCGUAAUACCGUAUAUUGUAAAUGAUGAAAUUCACAGGAUUUUGGACCCCAAGGUGCCGCCACCGACGCCAUUUGAAAUAGAGGCCGUGGCGUAUGUGGGUUACUUAGCAGCAGACUGUGUGAGCCUAGAGGGCAGAGAUAGGCCUUCCAUGACUGAGAUUGCAAGCAACUUGGAAAGAGCUUUAGCUUAUUGUUUGGCAUCGCCACCAAGUUCAAGAACCGAGUCUUUGACUUAGACUCGGUUGAGAGCCAAGACACGGUCAACUUUUGUAGAGCAAACCAUUUUUUCUAUUUUCUUUGUGCACAUAUUGGACUUUUUUUUCUCCCUAUUCUUUUUGGGUUUUGCUGACUAGUCAAGGCAAUAAUUGUUUGAAAAUGUGAGAGCCACAGAAACCAUUGUAUAGUGAUUAGCAGCAGCAACCAUGGAGUUUCCUCAACUUAUAAUAUUCUUUUCUUAAUUUCUGCCAAAGAAAUUAUCCCGUCUUCAA